CAAAACAAUGAAAGCAAAACAGAGAGAACUCAGAGAAGGGAAGGCGAAAAGACCAAGAGAAAAAAAUUCCUCUCAGGCUAUUCCGAUCCAGAACAGAGGCAAGCGAGAGGCGGUCUGAUUCCUUUUUCUUUCUCUGAUUCAAUUCACUCCUUUCUUAAUCUUCUGUUUAUAGAUCCCAUGAUGUCUUUCUUGAACGAUAAAGGAGCUUCUUCUUCUUUUUCUUCCACUCGAAACUAUGAUGUCUUCUUGAGCUUUAGAGGUGAAGAUACCCGCGAAGGUUUUACCAGUCAUUUAUAUAAGUCUUUAUCCGACAAAGGCUUUUACACCUUCAUCGAUGAUAAACUUCGGAGGGGAGAAGAAAUUUCAGAAGAAAUUAUCCAAGCCAUAAAAAAUUCAUCGAUUUUGGUUAUUGUCUUUUCUGAAAACUAUGCAAAGUCCAAAUGGUGCUUGGAUGAACUUGCUGAGAUUGUUGACUGUAGAGAAAAGGACCAGGAGGUUCAAAUUCGUCCAAUUUUUUACAAUGUUGAUCCAUCAGAAAUUCGAAAUCAAAAGGGAAACUUUGGAAUAGCACUGGCUAAUCAUGAAAUGAAGUUCAAGAAUAACAAGGAUAAGGUGCAGAGGUGGAGGGAUGCUCUAAGAAAAGCAGCUAAUGCAUCUGGAUGGCAUUACAAGAAAGGAUUUGGUAAAUUGUCAAUGCAUGACUUGAUACAACAAAUGGGCAAGGAAGUUGUUCGACAACAAGCACCAAACAUUCUUAGAAAACGUAGUAGGUUAUGUCGUUAUGAGGAUUCACUUAAAGUACUAACUACAAAUAAGGGUUCAGAACACAUUCGAGGCAUAAUGUUGCAUUCGCCUCAACUAGCAAAGGUGCAACUACACACUAAAGCUUUCAGAAGGAUGGAAAAUCUCAAAUUUCUAAUAGUUGAGAAUGUACAUAUUUGUAAACCACUUGAAUUUCUUCCCAACAAUUUAAUACUUCUUAAGUGGCCCUAUUAUCCUUUUCACUGGCCAUUAGAAUAUUUUCCUGAACAACUUGUUGCUAUUGAGAUGCCACAUAGUCGCAUCAGAUUGUCAAAGCUAAUCAAGCAGGAGUGCCGGUUAGAAAAUUUGAAAGACGUCAAUUUUGAAGAUUGUGAACUUAUUAGGAUUUUACCUAAAUUAUGGGUCCCAAAUUUAGGGAACUUGAACCUCUCUUAUUGUAAAAAUUUAGUUAAAUUACCUAAAUUAUGGGCCCCAAAUUUAGAGGAUUUGAACCUCCGUUAUUGUGAAAAUUUAGUUGAGAUUGAUGAAUGCUUUGGAUAUCUUGAAAAGCUUAGAAUAUGGUAUCUCAGUGGUUGCAUAAAACUUCAAUUUCUUCCGAGCCAACUCAGGUUGAAAUCUCUUAAUUCUUUUUAUCUUACUGGCUGUUCAAGGCUUGAGAAGCUCCCUGAUUUUCAUCAAGAAAUGGAAUGUUUAGAGGGUUUAUAUUUAAGUGGGAGUGGUAUUAGAGAGGUGCCUUCAUCAAUCGAGCAUCUCACCAAGCUUAGAACAUUAAUCCUUCAUAAUUGCAAAAACCUUCGGGAUCUUCCAAAUAGCAUUUAUAAAUUGCGACGGCUUUGGGAAUUGUGGACUUCUACUACCAAAUUGAGACCAACGUGCAAUUCUUUUGAUAGCUCUUCCGAGGGCUAUGAAGCCAUAAUUGAAUUAGAUCUUUUGACGAAGCCUGAUUACUUCCCCGCAUUGGAAAUAUUAGAACUAUUUGAAACAAAUAUUGUUACCAUCCCUGAAAGCAUUUGCAGAUUUCCCAAAUUAAGACGCCUUUCUAUUACGAAUUGCAAGCUUCUUCGUGAAAUUCUAGGACUUUCCCCAUUGGUAAAAAUUGUUCCUGCAGAGAAUUGCAUGUUGUUGAAUUCUCAAUCAGCAAGCGGGCUAUUGAAUCAGGUAAUAGAAUCGAUUGGGAUUUUACCAAAUAGAGUAUGUGGUAGUGCAAGAAGCACCAAUUACUUCCCAUCUGAAUCUGAAGAUGGGGACAUAUCAAUGGAUUGGCAGUUCUCCAAUCAUUUCUCAUUUGAAACUGAGGGCGUUGAAUAUGAAAAUCAGUUGUCCAAUCGUACUAUUACUUUUUGGGAAACUGAGAUGCCAAAAUGGUUUAAUCAUCAAAGUGUUGAAAAUUCCAUAUUUUUCUGGGUUGGUCGCAAAUUUCCAAAAUUGGCUGUCGGUAUUGUUCUUGGACGACAGGUCUUUGAUGUCUGUGUUUACAUUUCCAUCAAUAGUUAUCAAAAAUGUGAAUAUGAGUAUAUUAGACACUAUGGAAAUAAUUGUAAUCUACAUUUAUUUUCUCCACCUCAACGGUCUCUGCAGGAGCAUUUGAAUAAGUCAAAUCCAACUGACCAGAAUCAUGUUAAGGUUACAUAUAUAAUCCAUUCCCCAUAUUUUUUUGACCUUACAUAUAGAAACUGUGACAGUAGGAAUCGUAUAGAAAGGUGGGGGUCCCACGUAGAAUGCACUUGUCCUUCUCAAGAAUCUGCUAUACCUAACUUGCCCCUUCUUACUGCUGGACAUGAUGAUGAUUGGUGGUGAUGUUGAUUACAACAAAUGAAUACGACUUAGCCUUGGUUGGGUUUUGUUUUUUUUCAACUUCAAUGGCCCAAGACUCUGUUAACUUCACUCUCUAUUCAUCGUCGUUUCUGUCUAUUUUCUUCUUGCAUUUGAUGACAAGUUGACUGGGAUGGUUGCAGUUGAAGUCACUGGUGAGAAAGAUCCCAGAGACAUUCUCCUCAACCAUAGAGUACUUGACCUCAUUCUGUGAUCCACUUGUUGAAGGAACUCAUGCUGACUUGAUGUCAAGCAUGUCAACAGUAUCCCAAGCACCAACGCGUGCAAUAUUUUCUGUCAGGCAAACUGUGAAAUGUAAACCACCCAAAGGCCUCUUUUACCAUGUUACACUUGAAAGCGUGAAAAAAUUUGAGAAUCAUGGUGUGAUAUAUGAACCUGAAGUUAGAGACAUCAUUGCCAUAACAAGUGUAAGACCAAAAUGCAUUGAUGAUUUAGAAAGACCAAACAAGUCCGAUCUUGUUGCUUUUGUUCUAAGCGUAAGAUAUGAAAGAUUUUUGACAAUACUAUCCUCAAAACCUAUCUUGUUAGAACAUGGCAAGAACAAGAAGAGACAGAAUAUUUAUGCAGUUCCCUUGAUAAACAUGACCACAAAUAUUCGUAUAUGGAGGGCCUUGAACUCUAAGUUGGAAGGUGGGAACUUAAACAUCAUUUAGAAUGUGCUGCAAUCUAGUUCUAUGGUAAAAUUUUUGGUAAUUUCUUAUUUCAACUGUCAGAUGUAAUAUGAAUGGAGUAGUUGGUUUUCUUGAAUAUUUUCAAGAGCAAAUGUGGCACUAACCCAUGCAAGGUAACACAUUAUAGACUUGACUAUGGGCAGCUCAAACAUAUUUUGGGGCUUUGAUAGUUUUUGCAAUUCAUAGGCAUGGUUUACUGUGCAGGCAUUGCCUUUGGAUACUGGGAAAUGAAGUAACUUUAACUAAAAGUUGCACUAUUUGGAAGGAAUUAGUCAUUGAUGCCAAAAAAAGGGUGUGUUUCUACAAUGCUGAUGUGGACAAGAGCUUGGCUCAGGCUAUUACGGUUGCCUUGGUUGAGCAUAACCAAAUACACAUUUUACUUUACAUGGAUUCCUUUCUGUUCAGAGAGGCCAAAUGGAAGGUCUCUUUCAGCAAUGAUUUUUGAAAUCCAUGUCAAGAGUGAAAAAUACUAAGACUUGUAAAAAAGUGCUUACUUUAUUGGAAAAUCUAGCAAAUGGUUGGCAUCAAUAACAUAGGAAGGAAAACCUCUUUUUUUAUUGGGGAACUUCUUCCCAAUUAUUAGAACAGUACAAGGUCAAUGGGUUGCUGAAUCUUGUUUGGACUAUAGACAUCCUCAAGGAAAAUUCAUGUUACAUUCAAAUUUUGAAGACAAGACAUGCAUGUUUAAUUGAAGGAUAGUUUGAAGGACUAACGGUUUCUCCUAUCAAUGAUAUUCAGAAAUAACUCCACUAUGGGGAGAGGUGUUGUUAGGAAAUGGCUGAGAAAGUUGCCUAAUGAGUAAUGAGCUCUGCUAAAUUGCAUGAAGUAAAGUCUCAAUGGGAAGUACUGGUUAUAGAUGAAGCUGCUCAACUUGAGGAAUGUGAAUCCACCAUUCCUUUACAACUUCCCGGCCACUGCCUCACUACUCUCAUUGGGGAUGAGCAGCAACUCCCUGCGAUGGUUAAAAGCAAGGUCUCUUUCAGCAAUGACUUUUUGAAAUCCAUGUCGAAAGUUGAAAAUGCUGAGACUUGUAAAGAAGUGCUUACUUUAUUGGAAAAACUUGCAAAUGGUUGGUGUCAACCUCUCGAAAUGAAAAAACUCUUUUACCAUCAUGGAACUUCUUCCUAGUUAUUAGAGCAGUACAAGGUCAAUGGGUUGCUAAAUCUUGUUUGGACGGUUGACAUACUUGAGGAGGAUUCAUAGUACAUUCAGAUUUUGAAGGUCUGGAACAUUUUGCCAUUAUCUGAAAUGCCAAGACUAGCAAAUCGUCUUGGUGUCUUAUUUGAGAAUUACACAGUGGAUAAGAUGAAUCGCUGCAAACACAAAAGUCUCAACAGCUGGUCCGUCGUUGAAGAAUUUGGCUUCAAGUUUUGCAGGAGUUCGAUCAUACGCAAAUUAAUCUUUGGAGGUCUUUGGUGGUUCCAAUGAGAUGGCCAAUAGGCUCAAAUAGUUGUACUGAAGCUGAUCCUGUGCAAUCACUAUCAGAACCAUUGGCUUCACUCAGUCUGAGGGAUGAUUCAGAAUCAUCAUCUACAACUUUUA
Molecule: messenger RNA, 4808 nt
Organism: Quercus lobata
Lineage: Eukaryota; Viridiplantae; Streptophyta; Magnoliopsida; Fagales; Fagaceae
Product: TMV resistance protein N-like
Exons: 13
Coding region: 178-2559 (793 amino acids)
Biological process (GO): signal transduction; defense response
Source: RefSeq, a predicted model, not a curated record